AUGCCACCUGCUGACGGAGGGUUGGAACUCGAUCGCCGGGGCACGGGGCCGACACCUGGGCCAGCCACCACGUGUUCUUCGCUGCUACCGGCCGAUGCCUGCACCUUCCACGCCCGUCGCUCGCGGCCUCAACGCCGCCCAAAAAUCUCGUUGAAACAACAAACUGAACGCGAGGAGCGCUGUGGAAACUGCAGACAACAGCCGUCAAAUCUAUUACCCACUGUUUCUAGUAAUGUUGAUGCUAGUACCUCUGUUUCCAGCGAUGUUGAUGCUUGUACCUCUGUUUCCAGCGAUGUUGAUGCUAGUAUCCCUGUUUCCAGUGAUGUUGAUGUUUGUACCUCUGUUUCCAGUGAUGUUGAUGCUAGUAUCUCUGUUUACAGUGAUGUUGAUGCUAGUACCUCUGUUUCCAGUGAUGUUGAUGCUUUGAUGUUGAUGCUUGUAUCUGUUUCCAGUGAUGUUGAUGCUAGUACCUCUGUUUCCAGUAAUGCUGAUGCUAGUACCUCUGUUUCCAGUGAUGUUGAUGCUUGUACCUCUGUUUCCAGUGAUGUUGAUGCUAGUACCUCUGUUUCCAGUGAUGUUGAUGCUAGUACCUCUGUUUCCAGUGAUGCUGAUGCUAGUACCUCUGUUUCCAGCGAUGUUGAUGCUUGUAUCUCUGUUUCCAGUGAUGUUGAUGCUAGUACCUCUGUUUCCAGUGAUACUGAUGCUAGUACCUCUGUUUCCAAGUCAGCUUCUCAAAGAAAUCCUCCCCCAGAGGAAAUGUCUCCAGACAAUCCUCCCCCAGAGGAAAUGCCUCCAGACAAUCCUCCCCCAGAGGAAAUGUCUCCAGACAAUCCUCCCCCAGAGGAAAUGUCUCCAGACAAUCCUCCCCCAGAGGAAAUGUCUCCAGACAAUCCUCCCCCAGAGGAAAUGUCUCCAGACAAUCCUCCCCCAGAGGAAAUGUCUCCAGCCAAUCCUCCCCAAGAGGAAACUACCAUCACACAAUCUAGACUCCGUUUUAAUGCAAAUUAA
Messenger RNA from Procambarus clarkii (red swamp crayfish), 1008 nucleotides. The record is from RefSeq and is a predicted model, not a curated record. Lineage: Eukaryota; Metazoa; Arthropoda; Malacostraca; Decapoda; Cambaridae.